UCUCUCUCUCUCUCUCCCUCCCUCAUAGGAUUCACUAUGCCUUCUAGGAUUUCAGAUGCCGUCCGAGACCAUUCUCUCCUCGUUGACCACAAACACUUGGACUUAAACUUAGUAAACGAACUACCAGAUUCCCAUGCAUGGACACCUCUUAAUGAUAACCCUUCCGGUGACUCUUGUACCAGAGAGUCUGUACCAAUUAUUGAUCUUAAUGACCCAAAUGCCCAAAACCUCAUAGGCCAUGCAUGCAAAACUUGGGGUGUGUUUCAAGUCACAAAACAUGGCAUCCCCAUAAACCUUCUCAAUGACAUUGAGUCUGCUGGAAUGAGCCUUUUCUCUCUCCCCAUCCAACAAAAGCUUAAAGCUGCUCGAUCACCAGAGGGUGUCUCCGGCUACGGCGUGGCCCGAAUUUCUUCUUUCUUCCCCAAGCGCAUGUGGUCUGAAGGGUUCACCAUCGUUGGAUCACCACUUGAACACGCUCGCCAACUUUGGCCCCAAGAUUACACUAAAUUCUGUGAUUUAAUAGAAGAAUAUGAGAAAGAGAUGAAAAAGCUAGCUGGGAAGUUGAUGUGGCUAAUGCUAGGGUCACUCUCACUGGGCAUCACCAAGGAAGAUGUCAAAUGGGCUGGCCCGAAAGGAGAUUUCAAAGGAGCCGGUGCUGUUUUACAGUUGAAUUAUUACCCUACUUGUUCGGAUCCAAACCGGGCCAUGGGCCUUCCCGCUCAUACCGAUUCCACGCUUCUCACCAUCCUUCAACAAAGCAACAUAAGCGGUUUACAAGUCCUUCGGGAGGGAAUUGGGUGGGUCACGGUUCCUCCGGUCCACGGUGCCCUGGUGGUCAAUGUAGGGGACCUACUCCACAUACUAUCCAAUGGGUCGUACCCGAAUGUCACCCAUCGAGCUGUGGUUAACCGGACCCAACACCGUUUAUCCAUAGCCUUUCUCUAUGGGCCGCCAUCGAGUGUUCAAAUCUCACCGCUCUCGAAACUAGUAGACCAUGGCCAUCUUCCUCUCUACCGGCCGGUCACUUGGAGUGAGUAUCUAGGCACCAAGGCUAAGCUCUUCAAUAAGGCCCUCUCAUCGAUCCGACUUUGUGAUUCUCUAAAUGGAUUUUCUAAUGAAAAUGAUCAUAAUAGUGUGAAAAUUGGCUAGAAGGA
Molecule: messenger RNA, 1154 nt
Organism: Ilex paraguariensis (yerba mate)
Lineage: Eukaryota; Viridiplantae; Streptophyta; Magnoliopsida; Aquifoliales; Aquifoliaceae
Source: the annotation of a GenBank genome assembly